Rangifer tarandus platyrhynchus (Svalbard reindeer) is the source of this 1428-nucleotide messenger RNA. NCBI's taxonomy places the organism in Eukaryota, Metazoa, Chordata, Mammalia, Artiodactyla, Cervidae. The record is from the annotation of a GenBank genome assembly.
AUGACCCAGUCGGUGGUCGUGCAGGUGGGCCAGUGCGGAAACCAGAUCGGCUGCUGCUUCUGGGAUCUGGCGCUGAGAGAGCACGCCGCCGUCAACAAGAAAGCGAUUUAUGAUGAGGCAAUAAGCAGCUUCUUUAGAAAUGUGGAUACCAGAGUGGUUGGUGAUGGUGGCAGUAUUUCCAAAGGGAAAAUUUGUUCUUUAAAAGCACGUGCUGUCUUGAUUGACAUGGAGGAAGGGGUAGUAAAUGAAAUUCUUCAGGGACCAUUGAGAGAUGUAUUUGAUAGUAAGCAGCUCAUCACUGAUAUUUCUGGCUCAGGGAAUAAUUGGGCUGUGGGUCACAAAGUGUUUGGCAGUCUUUAUCAGGAAAAGAUUUUAGAGAAACUCAGAAAGUCAGCAGAGCACUGUGAUUGUUUGCAGUGUUUUUUUAUAAUACAUUCCAUGGGAGGAGGAACAGGAUCUGGACUUGGCACAUUUCUUUUAAAGGUGCUCGAGGAUGAAUUCCCAGAAGUAUAUAGAUUCGUGACUUCAAUUUAUCCUUCUGGUGAGGAUGAUGUCAUAACCUCACCUUACAAUAGCAUCUUGGCAAUGAAGGAACUUAACGAGCAUGCAGACUGUGUUUUGCCCAUUGACAACCAAUCUUUAUUUGACAUCAUUAGCAAAAUUGACCUCAUGAUGAAUUCUGGAAAGUUGGGUGCAGCUAUAAAGCCAAAGAGUCUGGUUACUUCAAGUACUGGAGUUUUUAAAAAGCGGCAGGAGAAACCUUUCGAUGCAAUGAACAACAUUGUGGCAAAUUUGCUGCUCAAUUUAACAAGCUCUGCCAGGUUUGAAGGAUCCCUUAAUAUGGACCUGAAUGAAAUCAUCAUGAAUUUAGUUCCUUUUCCUCAACUGCAUUAUCUUGUUUCAAGCCUAACACCUCUGUAUACACUGGCAGAUGUUAACAUUCCUCCUCGAAGGUUGGAUCAGAUGUUUUCAGAUGCCUUUAGUAAAGAUCACCAGCUAAUUCGAGCUGACCCCAAACAUAGUCUCUACCUUGCCUGUGCCCUCAUGGUUAGAGGAAAUGUACAGAUUUCUGAUCUUCGCAGAAACAUUGAAAGAUUAAAGCCUUCUCUACAGUUUGUCUCCUGGAAUCAAGAAGGCUGGAAGACCAGCUUGUGUUCAGUACCUCCCGUGGGCCAUUCCCAUUCAUUAUUAGCAUUAGCAAACAACACAUGCGUGAAGCCUACCUUCAUAGACCUGAGAGAGAGGUUCAUAAGGCUGUACAAGAAAAAGGCUCAUCUUCACCAUUAUCUACAAAUUGAAGGGAUGGAGGAAAGCUGUUUCACAGAAGCCGUGUCAUCUUUAUCAGCACUUGUACAAGAAUAUAACCAACUGGAUGCCACAAAAAGCAUGCCUGUGGAAGAUUUACCUAGACUAAACAUAGCUAUGUGA